UGUUUUUUUAAACUACUGAAGGAAAGAAAAAAGGGUCUAAUGGGAGAGAGUCUCUGCUUGAGCUCAACCUGACAGAAGCUAGGGGGUUUGAAGAGAUAAGGGGGAGAAAGAAGAGCAUGCAGGCCAUCUGAGUCAGGCAUUCACAAAGGUGGAAUGUUGUGUGCAGAGAACCACAAAUAGGCCACUUGGAUCAGAAUGUAGAGCACAUGAGGAGAACCAUUGUGUUACUAACCCCAAAAGACAAGCUGGAACUUAUUGUGAAGGGUUUCAGAUGCUAACAAAAGAUUUUGUAUUUUAUUGUAUUAAGGAUCUACUAAAACCCGAGCAGGGCAAGUGGCAUGGUCAGACCUGUACUUGAAGAAAAUCUUGUUGGCGGCUGGAUGGAGAUGAACUGGAGAGGAGAGAAACGAUGCAGAGAGACUUAUUAGGAGGCCAUUGUGAUAGUUCAGACGGGAGGUGAUGAGGUCUCUCAGUCAGCUGAGGAGGAUUCGGAUUGUAACGCCCAUCCUGAGACCCUUCCCCUCCCUCGUCCUUUGAAACUGUCAGGUGGGCACGAGGUCUGGUCGCUAAGCUGCCCCCAUGGAAGGGCGAGGACCGUAUCGGAUCUACGACCCCGGUGGUGAGGGCAGGCAAGGAGAGGCGUCUGCAGCUUUUGAGCAUCUAGUGGAGGAGAAUUCCCGACUGAAGGAAAAAAUGCAAGGGAUAAAGACGUUAGGGGAAUUGUUGGAAGAGUCCCAGAUGGAGGCAUCCAAACUGCGCCAAAAGGUAGAGGAACUGGCCAAGGACGAAGAGCUUCCCCAGCCAUCUCCUCCCUCAUCUUCCUUUGACCACCUAGCUGAGCUCACAGGAGGGAAUACAAAUCUUGAGUCACCUCCAGACAACUCAACUCGCUCCAGGAAUGAGCAGGUACCUACAGUUCAGAAGCCUCCAUCCAGUGGUACCUCAUCAGAGUUUGAAGUUGUCUCCCCAGAGGAUAAAUCGCCUUCUCAUGGCAGUGGUAACAGUGGCAUGUUGGAUUUGGCACCCUUGCCCAAAGAGGACAGCAAUCUGAUGCUACAUUUGCAGCGAUUGGAGAGCACCCUAAGUGUCUGUGCAGAGGAGCCUGACCAUACCCAGGUCUUCACCCACUUAGGUCGAAUGGCCCUGGAAUUCAACCGGCUAGCCUCUAAGGUGCACAAGAAUGAGCAGAGAACCUCCAUCCUUCAGACACUGUGUGAGCAGCUCCGGAAUGAGAAUGAGGCCCUAAAAGCCAAACUGGAAAAGGACCUAGAACAGAGGGACCAGGCCACAGAAAAGCUUCGGGAAGAGAACCUGGAGCUAAAGAAGUUGGUUAUGAGCAGUAGUGGCAAAGAGGGAGGAGCCACUGGGCUGCCAGCUGGACUAAAAACAGAGGGCUCAGGCCGGAAAUCAUUGGCUAGGCAACAGCAGGCUGGUGUGAGCCCAGGCAAUAUUUCUGAGGCAGGGACUAUGGGAGCUACUGAGAAGAAAGUAAAGAUCCUUGAGCAGCAGCGGAGUGAGCUUCUGGAGGUGAACAAGCAGUGGGACCAGCAUUUUCGUUCCAUGAAGCAGCAGUAUGAACAGAAGAUCACAGAAUUACGUCAGAAGCUGGCUGAUUCUCAGAAGUUGGUGAACGAGCUGGAGGCUGACCGAGAGCAGAAGCAGCGAGACUUUGACAGGAAGCUUCUCCUGGCUAAGUCCAAGAUUGAAAUGGAGGAGGCUGAUAAAGAGAGAUUAACAGCAGAAGGCAAGGAAUUGAGACAGAGGGCUAAGUACCUCCAUGAUCAACUGGUUCCGCUUACUCAGCAGCGAGAAUACCAGGAGAAGGAGAUCCAGCGUCUGAACAAGGCCCUGGAGGAAGCCUUGAACAUUCAGGCCUCUUCAUCUCCGGCACCCACUGCCUUCGGAAGUCCUGAGGGGCCAGGAGGGCAUCUGCGAAAACAAGAGCUGCUCACCCAGAAUGAACUAUUGAAGCAACAGGUAAAGAUCUUUGAAGAGGACUUUCAAAGAGAACGGAGUGAUCGUGAACGAAUGAAUGAGGAAAAGGAAGAGUUGAAGAAGCAGUUGGAGAAGCUUCAGGCCCAGGUUACCCUGUCUUAUGCCCAAUUAAAGGCUUUCAAGGAGGAAGAGAAAGCCAGGGAAGCCCUCAGGCAGCAAAAGCGGAAGGUGAAGGCCUCAGGAGAGAGAUACCACCUGGACCCCCUGCAGGAACAUAUUUGUGGGACCUUUGCCUAUGCAUACCAACCAGUACCCCAACUCCUGCACCACCAUGGUUUUGAGGACUGGUCAGAAAUCCGAUACCCACCACCUCCAAUGGCCACAGAGCAUCCAUCUCCAAUCCCCAACUCCCGCCUCUUCCAUCUGCCAGAAUACACUUGGCGCCCACCAUGUGGAGUGAUGAGGAACCAGAGCUCCCAGGUUGAUGCUGCCCUGGUCCAGCCUUCAGAGCCAGAACCGACUGAUCAUGGAUUACCAAAGAACUAGAGGCCAAUCUAACCAUAUGACCACAGCUGCUAUUGAAACAAAAUUGAUGGGGCAGUAGGAGCACAGGGAGGGGACUGGGCCUUGUGUCUGUCCUUUCUCUUCACCUCAUCCCCCAACCUGGACCCUUCACAGACCACUGGGUUUUCUGCUUGUUAGGAGCUCUUUGUUUUCUAGCAAGAGUACCUGUGGAAGACUUUUGUUUCCUGUCUAGAAAUAGGAAAGGUAGGAUGAGAGAGGAGCUGGGGUCUAGAUCUCAGAGAAAAGGAGUAUGGAGCCACAGUGGGCUCUGUCACUCCCCAGCCAGUCAGAAUCCUUCAGGUAACACUGUCAAGAGAUAUUGACUGUAUGUUUCCCUUCCCUGAUCCUUCUUCCCAAAUGGACACAUCCUCUCCUGGGCCAGUGUAGUAUGUGUUGGUCAUGGUGUGCAUCUUUGUUUUCAGACUCUAAAAGUCACUUCCCAACAUCCCCUCCAGAAAAGAUGCUGUAGAGGAUGCUGUUUGUUUUAGGAGAAAAGAGUUGACAAGAUGUUAAUGUUUCUAGUUGAGUGCCCCAUUUUUGAGCCUUAACUUCUCUCCCGGCCCCUGGUCUUUUUCCUCCAACCAUGCUGGCAAGAUACUUUGCAAGGUCUCCUGUGCCUCCAACAGUGUGGCAAGAGUGUUUAGGUUCUUUGUGGUCACCACGGCCUUUGCCUGUUGUUCCCAGAGUUUUAAAUGGACUUGGGUGUGUGGCUUUGAAAGGAGAACAAGGAGGAGAACACAGUGGUGGCAUGGACUGGAGUGUGAUUGGGCAGCCUGGGUCAGCUGUGGGGAGAUCUCUGAGACAGAAAACAAAGCUGAAGUUUUGACCCAGUUUUCCCUCACAUCCUUUUUCUUACCUCAUGGAGAGCUAGAGUGCUCUCGAGUCUUUUUCUUGCCUGGCCACUUUGUCACCUGACCCCUUCUCCCUGGUCUCAUCUCCCAUUUCUCCUUCCCUUCCAAGAAUGAGCCGGGGAAUGAGCUUCCCUCUGGAAAGAACCAAGCAGGAGCCAGCUAAGUUCCUGCUUUCUGUUCUGAGACCCCUCCCCCAUCAUAGCUACAAAUUCUGAUAGCGUUUUCUUCUCUAGGGAAGUCCCACUUUUCCAGAUAAAUACUCCAGACCCAAGCUAGUGAAGCACCUUAGGGUCUCAGACUCUGGAAAUCAGCACAUUUAAAAAUAAAAAGCUAAGUCCUUGGUCUCUCCCUGGGACAGUAUGCUCAUCACUCAGAGUCGUGACAUAUCACUUGUUUGGGGCUUUGGGGCUGAAGGGCUAGCUUUGUGCUUCCCUUGGACCCAUUGGACAAUCUCCCACUGAUCUCUCCCCUCUGAGGUCAGGGACUAUUGUUUGCCACAUCUAUUUUCUCCUCCCCAGGACUUUGUACAUAGUAGGUCCUUAAUAAAAAGUUGUUGAAUGAA
This is a messenger RNA of Dromiciops gliroides (monito del monte), 3912 nucleotides long. RefSeq names its product TNFAIP3 interacting protein 1 (gene TNIP1). The coding region runs from base 580 to 2481 and encodes 633 amino acids. NCBI's taxonomy places the organism in Eukaryota, Metazoa, Chordata, Mammalia, Microbiotheria, Microbiotheriidae. Gene Ontology annotation, biological process: cellular response to lipopolysaccharide; regulation of transcription by RNA polymerase II; negative regulation of canonical NF-kappaB signal transduction. The record is from RefSeq and is a predicted model, not a curated record. The transcript is spliced from 19 exons.